Messenger RNA from Octopus bimaculoides (California two-spot octopus), 3474 nucleotides. RefSeq lists its product as uncharacterized. The record is from RefSeq and is a predicted model, not a curated record. Lineage: Eukaryota; Metazoa; Mollusca; Cephalopoda; Octopoda; Octopodidae.
CUGCAAUUAUUAACAAUGUCUUUUUUCUAUCUUAUUUCAGCUCCACCUGAGGAUGUUGAAAUACGAUCCAACUUUAUUGUUCUGGCUGAUAAAGAACAUGAGUUUAACGUAGGUAAACAGAUUCAUUUAAUAUGUGAUUCCCAUAUUGGCAGCCCUCCUGGCAAAGCAAAUUGGUUCAUUACUGAUGAUCUUGUCGAUUUCAAUAACUUCAACGUCAUUACAGAAAAUGUUUCUAGUUCAGGUCCAAUACCUGUUGCAUCUUCAUGCCAGACCAGUCUGAAAAUUAGCUUGAAGUAUUACCCAAACAGAGAGAUGAAGGUAGCCAUAAAGUGUGGUGUUAAUAAUACUGUUGGAGAAAAAUCAUUCAUGAGGAUCUUUAAUAUUGUUAAAAAUGAAGAAAAGGAUUCUUCAAAGUUGAUUAUCAUUGUGGUGCUUUGUGUGAUUAUUCCUGAGAUUAUAAUUGCUAUAAUCCUUGGCGUCGUACUCUACAUUCGCAGAAAGCGAGCUAAGAAGAGGGCAAUGGAAGCAGCUGCAGCCGAAGCUGAAAGGAAAGAUUUGUCUGAAAAUGAAUACAGCAAUAAUAUUCCAAUGAAGAAUGUUAAUAAAUCUUCAGUUGGCGGACGAAGAAACAGAGAUCUUCGUAAUGACAACGAUCAAGAAAAGCAGGCAAUGACAGCUUACGAAGAUGAUCCUGAAGCAUGAGCUGCCAAAGCUUGAAUCCUCUACCAAUGUUAUCAGCCUAAAUUUCUCCCAUGGAAGGACAGCCGCAGCAACCAAUUUGACCUGAAACAGAUGAAUUGAGACUAAUGAAAUUGUGUAAAGCAUGUGGAGCAAAUGUCUAAAAUCCACCUCUUCUCUCCAUUAUUCAACAUCAAUCAACAAUUUGACCGAAGUGUCUUAAAGCCACACUGGUCAUUUCAGCCAGAGUGGUCAACAUGGUUACAUUUCUUUUUGUUGUUCUCUUGCAUUGCUGCCCUCUUUCAGCUGUUCUAUAAAAUCACUACUAUUUUUCCCUAGAUAAAAAAGCUGCUAAUCUAUGGAUAUCACUAAACUCUCUGUCUUUCUCUCUUUGUCUCUGUCUGUCUGUCUCUCUCUCUCUCUCUCUAAAAUAUAAGUUCAACCAUAAAAAAAUACAAUAAUGCUGUGUUCUUUCUCUUCUUUCUCUCUUCAGUCAACAGCAUUUCAUUCCUUUCUCCUUUCCUGUUAGCAAUUCUUUUUUAUUGCUGGUUUCUAAGUAGUUGUGGAGAAUUUAAAAAUACUUCUUUCACCUUUUUUUUUUUUUUUUAAACUCUCAAACUUUCACAUAUACCUACAAACAAGAACACUCCUUACUCUUAAAAUUUUAUUGAGAUGUUAAAUUUAUCCUCUUUAAUUUCUCAAUUUCCUUUAUUUUUAAUUUUAAUUUUUUUUUUGUUUCUCAUUUUGUUUGUGAAUAUAUUUCUGCAUUUGAAAAUGGAAAAAAAAGGCAUUUUAUAUUUUUGAUUCAUUUUUUUAUUUUUGUAAAAGCUUAACUAUUUAGAUAACCAUAAUAUUCCUGUAAGAUCAUAAAUAUGAUUCUCUAAAAUCAUAACCACCCCAGUUGCCCCGUAUUCGUAUGAUACGUUUUGAAAAUCCCUCUAUAAACACAAAAUAUUGAACUUGCUAUUGAAAAAUUCACUCUUUCCAUACUGCUGCUUCAGUAAAUUCCUCAGAUCCCCACUCCUGCUACAGUAAAAGAUAAUCAGAGAAUAAUUAAUAACCUUGGAAUUAACUAACACAAAAUUUUCUUAUAAGUUGUGAAAUUUGGUGCCAGGGCAAGGCGCUUGCUUGAAUUAUCUCCCUUCACUCAAUGAAUGUCAAUUAGGUUACAUAACUUUGUUUACCGUUUCCUCGCAGACUGACUCCAAGUGAGCCAAGAGGAGUGGAGGGGAUUUCCUGCAUCGUGUAAUAUGCACAAACUGCUGCAACACUCCCAUGAUUGUUGAAACUGCUUUUUAUGUCUUGUGAUUCCAUGACGGUUUUCUCUUAAUAGUAAAUAUUCUUGAAAAUUUCAAGAUUAAUAGUCUAAAUGACAUCAUCAUCAUCGCUAGCAGCAUUAUCAUCAUCAUAAUCAUUAUCAUUUUUCUUGAACCAUCGGAUCUGUAUUGAUGUUUUUGUUUGAAUAUUCAAUCUCAUUUGGCUACUUGCAAGAACUCUUCUCAAAUUAGUUCUUUGAACGACAAGCUUUUUCUUGGAGCAUAUUUACAGGAAUUACUUUUACACAUAAUACAUUUCAUUCUGUGCUGAAACACUCAAUGUUAUCACUUUAUCAUUUCUGUUCCCUGCAUUUUUCCACAAUCUUGCUUGAUUUGGUAUAGUUUAGCUUAACUAAUACAGGGUGCUUAACUAUUUUUGGUGUCACAGACAUGAUAGGAAUGUAACAACAUAAACAUUGAUGUUAUUAUGAUAUUACUCACUCUUUCAGUCACACACAUGAACAAAUACAUAUAUAAAGAGUUAUAUAAAAAAGACACUUAACAACAUCUCACCUCUGACCUAUAAGAUGGGAAUCCCUGAAUUAGAUAAUUACUGUCCAAAACUCAGUUGUAGUUCAACGGAAAUAUACAUGUCUAAGAUAAUAUAUAUUUUGCCAACUCCUUUGAAUUUGUAGUUUUUGUAUUUCAUAGUGUAAAUUUACCAUAUUUUUUGUUUUAAGUCUACUGCUUCAUAGCAACAUUGAGUAAAUAAACAAUAUUUUCAUUGUUUUCCUACAUUUCUGAUUCUUAGUGCUGCUUUAUCAUACCAAGAUUUUAGGUUCGCUCCUGUGAAACGUCUUUUAGAUAAAUAUAACCCCUAGAAUUCAAGGAGACUAGUGAUGGUCAGCACCAGUGAGAUUUGAUUCAAAUAUGUUUAAGAAAGUGAAGUAUGUUGUAACAAAGGAAGAAAGAAAUCUAACACCUCGAGUCAGACAUAUUUUUUUAAAAGGCCUUCAUCAAGCCCUUUUGUCAUUCUCCAAUAAGUCUUGCCGAAUAUAUUAGAUUUUCUCUUCAUACCACCAUGUGCCAUUUCUUUCAUUUUGUAUAUGGUUUGUUUAAUGCUCCUUUUUAAACAAGUAAAAAAGAAAACUACUUAAUUAUGUCAACAUUUAAGAGAAAGUAAAUCUUUUUAAAAUAUGCAUUUCAACAAUUUCUCUUCCAUUAACAAAAUUUUCUUUUGCUCACAGAUCCACAUUCUGGCUUUCUGUUUAUUUUUUGUUGUUUUGUUUUAUAUAAUGUACUAUAUAUAUAUAUAUAUAUAUAUAUAUAUAUACACACACACAUGCUGUUUUCUUAAGUUCUGAAUUGCUAACCCAAGCAAGUUUUAUAGGAAAAAGAGAAAGAAAAAACAAAAACAGGAACAUUCAUGAUCUCUCUCUUUUGAUGAAGUGGGAGGCACAAGCAAGCUUGGUUAAUGCUAUUUUACUACUACUUUUGUUUAAUUUUUUAAAGAAACAUAUUAGAUAAACAUUCCAGCUUC